This is a messenger RNA of Rotaria sp. Silwood1, 648 nucleotides long. NCBI's taxonomy places the organism in Eukaryota, Metazoa, Rotifera, Eurotatoria, Philodinida, Philodinidae. The record is from the annotation of a GenBank genome assembly.
AUGUUUCACAAAUACAAUUCAUUUACAAAUACACUUUCACCAUCGGAUCAAAUAUCUGCUUAUAUACCACAAAGUUUUGGUACUAAAGAAACAAUAAAUAAUUUUUUCCUUGCUCCACAACCGAAAGGUCGUCACUCCGGUGGCUCCCCAUCACAUUCAGACAGUAAUGUAGCUAGUUCUAAAAGUUCAAUCGUCGGUCUUAUUACGAGUAAGAGCGGUGCUACUAGCUCGGCUCCGGCGGCAAAAGCUCAUACAGUAGCUACCUCGUCUGCUAGUCAUGCAACUGCUGGUCAUGGUCAUCAUUCACAUGCUGCUCCAUGGGAAGGUGUCAAUCUUUGGCGAACACCAUUUAAAGGUGAUACUGAUACAGUUACACAUGUAAAACGUAACAAAGGAACACUUGAUCAAUAUGUUGAAAGUCGUGUUCGUCGUAUCCAACAAUUGCAACUCUUGGCAUUACGUAAUAAGACUACACCUACUUGGGUAAUGAUGCCAAGAGACAAGUUACUUCUUGCAGCACAAGGUGCUAUUGUUGCUUAUGUUCUUUAUGAAGUAACCUCGACUGUAUACAAUCAUUUGAAAGCCAAAGAUCGUCUUAAACGUAAUUAUCAAUAUUAUAUUUUUCUAUUUCCUAGACUAAAAGGAUAG